AUGGAUGAAACUGCUUUGUCCCUUGGAACAAUAGAUGUUUCCUAUCUGUCCACCUCAGCAGAGUGCAGUAUAAGUAGAUGUAAGCAUUCCAGUGAAGAAUGGGGAGAGUGUAACUCUAGGCCCACUCUCUUCCGGUCUGCUACUUUAAAAUGGAAAGAGACUCUGCUGAGCAGAAAAAGGCCAUUUGUGGGACGAUGUUGCUACGUAUGCACUCCCCAGAGCCGGGAUAACUUCUUCAAUUCUAGUAUUCCUUCUUUGGGUCUACGUAAUGUCAUAUAUAUCAAUGAAACACAUACGAGGUACAGAGGGUGGCUUGCAAGACGCUUUUGUUAUGUCCUUUUUGUGCAAGAGAGGGAUGUUCAUAAGGGUCUGUUUGCCAAGAAUCUGACAGAAAAUGUGCUGAAUAACAGCAGAGUCCAGAAGGCCAUUGUAGAUGAAGCUUCUGAACCAAGUGCUCCAGGUAGUUUUGCUCAAACGGAUCCUAAAGCUAUCAACAAAGUAAAGAAAAAAGCUAGGAGAAUUCUCCAGGAAAUGGUAGCAAAUGUGUCACCUGCUUUAAUCAGGUUGACUGGCUGGGUGUUACUGAAGUUGUUUAACAGCUUUUUCUGGAAUAUUCAGAUCCACAGAGGUCAAAUAGAAAUGGUCAAAGCAGCAACAGAGAUGAAUUUGCCUCUUAUCUUCUUGCCUGUUCACAAAUCCCACAUAGACUACCUGCUCCUUACAUUCAUUCUUUUCUGCCAUAACAUCAAAGCACCAUAUAUUGCUGCAGGGAACAAUCUCAACAUCCCCAUCUUCAGCACGUUGAUCCGCAAGCUAGGAGGAUUCUUCAUUCGUCGAAAGCUGGAUCAGAAUCCCGAUGGUCGUAAGGACUUCCUCUACAGAGCUCUGCUCUACGUGCACAUAGAAGAAUUGUUGAGACAGCAGCAGUUUCUUGAAAUAUUCUUGGAAGGCACACGGUCUCGAAGUGGAAAGACAUCUGGUGCUAGAGCAGGUCUUUUAUCUGUAGUGGUGGAUGCUCUCUUCUCAAAUGCUACUCCUGAUGUCCUAAUUAUACCUGUGGGAAUCUCCUAUGAUCGCAUAAUUGAAGGUCACUAUAACAGUGAGCAGCUGGGCAAGCCUAAGAAGAAUGAAAGUGUUUGGAGUAUAGCUAGAGGAGUCUUCAGAAUGCUGCGGAAGAAUUACGGGUGUGUCAGAGUAGAUUUUGCACAACCGUUUUCCUUAAAAGAGUAUGUAAACAGCCAAAGCCAAAAACCUGUGCCUGCUCCUCUUUCUUUGGAACAAGCUUUGUUACCAGCUAUACUUCCAUCAAGACCUAAUGACACUGUGGAUGAAGGUACAGAGGCCUCACUGCCCAACACCAGGGAUAUCACCAGUGAACCCUUCAGAAGAGAGCUGAUAUCCAACUUGGCUGAGCAUAUUUUGUUCACUGCUAACAAGUCCUGUGCUGUGAUGUCUACCCACAUUGUUGCCUGUUUGCUGCUGUACAGACACAGGCAGGGAACUGAUCUUUCCAGAUUGGUAGAAGAUUUCUUCUCCAUGAAGGAAGAGGUCUUAGCACGGGACUUUGACUUGGGAUUUUCAGGGAACUCAGAUGAUGUUGUCAUGCAUGCCAUCCACUUGCUGGGAAACUGUGUGACUAUCACAAACACUAGCCGAAACAACGAGUUCUUCAUCACUCCCAGCACCACAAUACCUGCUGUCUUUGAACUCAAUUUCUACAGCAAUGGAGUAUUUCACGUAUUCAUUAAGGAGGCUAUCAUUGCCUGCAGUCUUCAUGCAAUUCAGAGCAGAAGGUACAGAAGUGGUACCAAUGGUGUUUCUCCCAGUCUGAUUAGUCAAGAGCACCUUGUCCGAAAAGCUGCCAGCUUGUGUUACUUGCUUUCUAAUGAAUUUACUGUAUCUUUGCCUUGCCAGGUGAUAUAUCAAGUUUGCCAUGAAUCUGUGGAAAGGCUGAUACAAUAUGGCAUUCUUCUGGUGGCCGAGCAGGAUGAUCAGGAGGAUGUUAGUCCUAGUCUUACAGAACAGCAAUGGGAUAAAAAGCUCCCUGAGCCAUUAUCUUGGAGAAGUGAUGAAGAAGAUGAAGACAGUGAUUUUGGGGAAGAGCAGAGAGAUUGCUACCUGAAGGUGAGCCAGUCUCAGGAGCACCAACAGUACAUCACUUUCCUGCAGAGGUUAUUGGGACCUUUGCUGGAGGCAUAUAGCUCUGCUGUCACCUUUGUGCACAAUUUCAGUGGUCCUGUUUCAGAGUCGGAAUACCUUCAGAAGUUACACAGGCACUUAAUCAGCAGGACUGAGAAGAAUGUUGCUGUAUAUGCUGAGAGUGCUACCUACAGUCAUGUGAAAAAUGCAGUGAAAGUCUUUAAAGAAAUUGGGGUUUUCAAUCAGACAAAACAAAGGAAAGACACCAUUUUGGAACUAAGCACCACGUUCCUACCUCAGCGCAACAGGCAAAAACUGCUGGAAUUCGUCAUGAGCUUCAUGGUGUUAUAGACCCCAUACAGCACCUUUGUCCAGGGACAAAAGACAGGUUUUGAGGCUGUGUGUCAAAGCCUGGGGACAUUUGCUAACCUUUCAAACUGUAAGGUGCCACUGUCUGGGUAAGGCCUUCUCUGACUUGAACUACUACUGGAAGACAAGUGCCUUCUUACGUAUGCAUUCAUGGGUUUCUUACAGUCCCCGUCCUGUUGUAAUACAGCGAUACUCAGAUGACACUUUGGAUACAAGUAAUUAAACAUGUUGCAAAAAUAAUGAUAAAUUACUAGAAUUAGAUUUAAAAUUAAGAAUGAAGUUUUAUCAGUGUUACGUUUUAAAUACAUUUUUAAAGACUGUAACAGAUGCACAAAUACACAUGUUGGUGAUCUGUAGCUAGCCCUGAGAUCUUGAGUUUAGUGGCAACACAGCUUAUGGCAUA
Molecule: messenger RNA, 2911 nt
Organism: Merops nubicus (carmine bee-eater)
Lineage: Eukaryota; Metazoa; Chordata; Aves; Coraciiformes; Meropidae
Gene: GPAM
Product: glycerol-3-phosphate acyltransferase, mitochondrial
Exons: 20
Coding region: 1-2490 (829 amino acids)
Biological process (GO): phospholipid biosynthetic process
Cellular component (GO): mitochondrial membrane; plasma membrane
Molecular function (GO): glycerol-3-phosphate O-acyltransferase activity
Source: RefSeq, a predicted model, not a curated record